This is a messenger RNA of Petromyzon marinus (sea lamprey), 1842 nucleotides long. Lineage: Eukaryota; Metazoa; Chordata; Hyperoartia; Petromyzontiformes; Petromyzontidae. The record is from RefSeq and is a predicted model, not a curated record.
CACAGCGUGAGACGCACAGGAGCGCAGGAGACUACCCCCCCCCCCUCUCUCGCCCUCGCCUAGAGGCGGUGACCGACACCCACGCGUGACCCCGUCUCCUCCUGCGCGUCUGUGAUCGACCACCGCGAACCGGCCUGCGUUCACUCGCACCUGCAGCCAAGGUGCUCACAGCGCGAGAAGGGGGCCGCGGCACCAUCGCAAAGAAAAGACGAGCGAGAAGAGAGACAGAGAGAGCCGGGGGCUUCCUCCAAGGGGUUCACGACCGCGCCUCGCCAGCCCCGCAAAGCCCGCGAGCCCCAUCAUCUCCUCCUCGUCUUCCUCCUCCUCCUCCAGCCGCAUCAGCAACGGCCGCAGCUUGUACCCCGGCUCCUAAGCAGGAUGUCAGCCAAAGAUCGCCGCAUCGAUUCCAACGGGGGCUCAUACAUCAAGACGGAGCCGUCGAGCCCCAGCUCCAUGCUGGAUGGCAUCUCCAGCAGCCACCACAGCCCCGGUGGCUCCUCCGACGGCAGCGGCAGCUACUCCACCGCCGGCAGCAUCAACGGCCACCACCAUCAUCACCAUCACAAUCACCACAACCACCACCACCACCACAACCACCACGGCCUGGACUCGCCCCCCGUGGGCUUUCACGGCAUGCCCAACGCGGCGGUGCCGCGCCGGCGCUACGAGGACUGCUCGGCUGGAGUGGGGGGCGGAGGCCCCCCACAGCUCACGGAUGAUCCCACGGCCAAAUGCGAGUACAUGCUCAACGCCAUGCCCAAGCGCCUGUGCCUGGUGUGCGGGGACGUGGCGUCCGGCUACCACUACGGCGUUGCCUCGUGCGAGGCCUGUAAGGCCUUCUUCAAGCGCACAAUCCAAGGGAGCAUCGAGUACAGCUGCCCGGCCACCAAUGAGUGCGAGAUCACCAAGCGGCGCCGCAAGUCGUGCCAGGCGUGCCGCUUCAUGAAGUGCCUCAAGGUGGGCAUGCUCAAGGAAGGCGUGCGUCUCGACCGGGUGCGAGGGGGGCGGCAGAAGUACAAGCGACGGAUCGACGCCGAGAACAGCCCCUACCUCAACCCCCAGCUGGCGCAGCCAGUCAAGAAGCCCUGCAACGGGAGCCUCGUGAACAAGAUCAUCUCGCACCUGCUGGUGGCUGAACCCGAGAAGAUCUACGCUAUGCCCGACCCCACCGUGCCCGAGGGAGACAUCAAGGCCCUCACCACGCUGUGCGACCUGGCCGACCGCGAGCUCGUGGUCAUCAUCGGCUGGGCCAAGCACAUUCCAGGCUUCUCCACGCUGUCGCUGGGCGACCAGAUGUCGCUGCUGCAGAGCGCGUGGAUGGAGAUCCUGCUGCUGGGUGUCGUGUUCCGCUCGCUGCCCUACGAAGACGAGCUCGUGUGGGCCGAGGACUACGUGAUGGACGAGGAGCUGUCCAAGGUGGCCGGCCUGCUCGACCUCAACUCCGCCAUCCUGCAGCUUGUGCGCAAGUACAAGGCCCUGAAGCUCGACAAGGAGGAGUUUGUGGCGCUGAAGGCCAUUGCCCUGGCUAACUCUGACUCAAUGCACAUCGAGGACGGAGAGGCGGUGCAAAAGCUUCAGGACGUUCUGCACGAGGCGCUGCAGGACUUUGAGGGCAGCAUGCACGGCGAGGACGCCCGGCGCGUCGGCAAACUGCUCAUGACGCUGCCGCUGCUCCGGCAGACGGCGACGCGCGCCGUGCAGCACUUCUACUCUGUCAAACUGGAGGGCAAGGUGCCCAUGCACAAACUUUUCCUCGAGAUGCUGGAGGCCAAGGUCUGACCGGACCUUGAGCGGCGCUUAAAAAAAGAAAGUAAAAAAAAAAGAGGACGGACGGACAGCAAU